This is a messenger RNA of Acanthocheilonema viteae, 981 nucleotides long. Lineage: Eukaryota; Metazoa; Nematoda; Chromadorea; Rhabditida; Onchocercidae. The record is from the annotation of a GenBank genome assembly.
AUGCCAAAUUCAGGAUUUGUAGAAAAUCAAAGUAUUUCGGAGGAGCGCCAGGCCGCUGAAGAGGCCAUCGAGGAGAACGAGGAGGAGCGCAUUCCUCACGAAUCAUAUUAUUCAGGCAUAUUGGAAGAAACUUUUCCAGAAAAAUUCACUUCUAACGAUAGAAAUACACGAUUUGCUUCUUCAACAACGUCGAAGAUGAGUGUCACACCAAAUCGUUAUUUACGUGGCUGCAUCGACGUAUUCCUUUUCAUUCUGUGCUUGGCACUUGUAAUUUUACAAUUUGGCCUUCUAGACUUCUAUUACUUAACUGUUCUGAAGGACAACAUCUGGUAUACCUGGAUAGGAGCCGAUUCACUCGUCAUUGUUAUCCUCAUAUGGCUCCUUGUUAUAGUGGUACGAAACAAUCAACAACAUAUGGAAGAUGCUUGCUCUACAGAUGGUAAAGUGAAAUAUACAUGGAUUGGAUGGUUUUUGUAUUCAGCUGUUCUCGCUGGAAAGGUGGCCGUUUGCUUCCGUCUUUUCUAUACUCAGUUGCCGCCAACUAAAAUUGAUUCACAUGACAAAAUUCUGGAUGAUCAUCUAUUCCGUUUGGGUUUAUCACUCAGUGCACCCAUUUUCAUACUUUUGCUUGAAUCGCAUCAUUACACGACAGUUAACAGUAACCGACAGUUAUACCUGAUUUAUCUUAUGACUACUGUAACUUUUGACCUGAUUGAUACAAUUUGCUUCCUCGACUUGCUCUGGCAGUCUUUCGUGAACGGACCAUAUCUUGGAAUCCGCAUCUAUCUUUACGUGUUACUGAAAAUAUCAACACAUGGAAAACACUAUGAUGCAAGUAUUCUGAUGAUAAAGAACGUUACAAUGAUUUACUUAGCAGUCAGGGAUGUAUGGACCCGUUUACAAUACUGGCGACAUAAAAAAAAUAUCAGUGGUUCUCGGGGGGAGCUUACUGCUCCUGGUGCAACUAAUGAUGAUAACUGA